UAUACAGCAGUGCAUCUUGGGAUAAAGAAGGUGUCGUUGUACUGUUGUGGAAAGUCCUUGGACGUGAGAUGAAUUUUCUUGCCCACAAAUUUUCGAGUAUCAUUUUAAAAAACUACUAGUGGGUAAUCAAAUUGUUAACAAACUACACUGAGGUCGUGCGUGAGCCAUAUCGAGAAAUGGGUGCUGAUAAAAGGAUUAGUCGCACAGAACGUAGCGGUAGGUAUGGCUCUGACCAGCCCCGUGAUGAAUCGGACUGGCGCGUCAGACGAGAGAGGGACCAAGAGCGUGACCACAACAUGCGCCGCUGGGGCGACGAGAGACGUAGUGAACGUUUCGAAGGAGAACGUCGAGGAUCAAGAGACAGUCCAGAGCAAAGAGAAGGAAGGAAACGACGUAACAGUGAUAGAUCAGAAGAUGGUUAUCACUCCGAUGGAGACUACCCAGAACAAGAUUACAGAAGGGAGCCUGGGGAGGAGAAGAAGAGCAAGACCAUCAUGCUCUGGGGUCUGUCACCUCAUGUCACUGAGGAUGAUAUUCGUUUUGCCAUAGACCAACUGGAGGGGCCGCAGCCAGUGGAUGUCAGGCUGAUGAAAAAGAAAACAGGUAUAAGCCGUGGUUUCGCCUUCGUGGACUUUUAUCACUUGCAAGAUGCUACACGAUGGAUGGAGACCAAUCAGAAACGUCUGACCAUCCAAGGCAAAAGCGUAGACAUGCACUACAGUCACCCCAGAAACAAGUAUGAAGACUGGCUCUGCAACACUUGUGGCCUGUACAAUUUCCGGAGGAGGCUGAAGUGCUUCAGGUGUGGAGCAGCCAAAGCUGAAAGUGAAACCAGCAAUAAUACUGGAGUCUCUGAAACUCAGCCUGGUGGAGAUUUCUACGGCGACACAAUCAUCCUGAGAAAUAUUGCUCCUGUUACUACCGUAGAAGCCAUCAUGACAGCCCUGGCACCAUAUGCUAAUCUUUCAUCAAACAACAUUCGCCUCAUCAAGGACAAGCAGACGGGCCAGAACAGAGGCUUUGCCUUUGUACAGUUGUCCUCUCCUCUGGAGGCCUCUCAGCUACUAACCAUCCUACAGGGACUGCAGCCUCCUCUAAAACUGGAUGGAAAAACAAUUGGGGUGGAUUAUGCUAAAAGUGCUAGAAAGGACCUUUUGCUACCGGACGGGAAUCGUGUCAGUGCCUUCUCUGUGGCCAGCACAGCCAUUGCUGCAGCCCAGUGGUCCUCCACUCAGCCACAGCAGAGCUCCGAGGGAAUGUCGGAGUACAGCUACCUGCAAGAAGGCUAUGCUCCGUUGUCACAGGACUACCAGAUCUACUACCAACAAGGAGCAGGAGCCAGCACCUCACAGGGAAAUGGUAUUCUAGGAGCUGCCCCGGGUGUAAAAAUUGUUCCCACUGCAGCUGGAGUUGUAAUCUCACAGACUGCACAAGUCUACCAACCCCAUAUAAUUGCGCAGCCUGCUGUUCAGGUAUUGUCACUUGCCCAGCAAUUGGAGGCAAACACCCAGACAGGACAUUUUUCUGGCAUUGAAGCUGCGUCUGUGCCUGUUACCUCUGUAUCUGCUGCCACUGUUACCACUGCCGGUACAUUAGCAGCCUCAGGACAGACGGCUGACACGGCUGUGAUUCCCGAUACAUCCACAUAUCAGUAUGAUGAGUCCUCUGGCUACUAUUAUGAUCCUCAAACUGGCCUCUACUAUGACCCAAACACUCACUAUUACUACAACUCUCAGACCCAGCAGUAUAUGUACUGGGACAGUGAGAAGCAGACAUACGUACCUGCCCCAACCGACACAAACGCUGGACAAAAUGAUAACGCAGGUGGCUUUGCAGCAGCAGGCAGCAAAGAAGGCAAGGAGAAGAAGGAAAAGCCCAAAAGCAAAACUGCUCAGCAGAUUGCUAAAGACAUGGAGCGGUGGGCUAAAACUCUCAACAAGCAGAAAGAGAACUUCAAGAGUAGCUUUCAGCCUAUUAGUCAAGAAGAGAGGAAGGAGGCAGCAGCUGCUGAUGCUGGUUACAUACUGUUUGAAAAGAAGCAGGCAGGAGGUCUAGACAGACUCAUGCCAGAGUUAACAAGGGGCCCUGAGGAGGAGCCACCAACCAGCUCAGUCAACACUUCCAAGUGUGGCCUUGUGGCAGCCUACAGUGGAGACAGUGACCCUGAGGAGGGGGGAGCUGAGCCUGAUGGUGGAGAAGGAGGCCAGGACAAGCUGACAGACUGGACAAAGUUGGCGUGCUUGCUGUGUAGGAGACAGUUUCCGAACAAAGAGAGUUUAAUUCGACAUCAGCAGCUCUCCGACCUCCACAAGAAAAACCUGGAGGUUCUCCGCAGAUCCAAAAUGAGUGAAGCAGAGCUGGAAGAGUUGGAGAAAAGAGAGACUGAGAUGAAAUACAGAGACCGGGCAGCCGAGCGGAGAGAGAAAUAUGGCAUUCCUGAACCUCCGGUGCCCAAAAAGAAGAAACCAGCUCCAGUCAUUAACUAUGAACAACCCACUAAAGACGGCCUUAACAGUGACAACAUUGGGAACAAAAUGCUGCAGGCUAUGGGAUGGAAGGAGGGUAAAGGUCUCGGUCGCAACCAGCAGGGCAUCACUACACCGAUUGAGGCCCAGUUGAGAACAAAGGGAGCCGGACUUGGCACUAAAGGCACCAACUACACCCUCUCUGCUUCAGACACGUACAAAGACGCAGUCCGCAAAGCCAUGUUUGCUCGCUUCACUGAAUUGGAAUGAGCUGUUAGUGUCGAGCUCAAAAGGAUUUAUCAACAGUCUAAAUGAUUUGCUUCUUUUUGAGUCAUGACCAGUAAAUUGGGAUGGAAGCAAGAGCAGGGUCUCCUUUUAAUGAUUUCACCUCAUGUAUGAUACAUGAUGAUUAUGCCUCUUGCCAUAAUGGUGAAACCAGACAAUAGAAAGAAUCUGUAAUGGAGGCAUAUUAAGAUGGUGAAUAAUAUAAUUUAUAAAUUGUAUAUAGGCAUAGUAAAUUUACUUCCCUUGUUUACAUAUUUCUUCUGUGUUAAUGCCAUUUUUUUUUCUAUCUCAGCAUGUUAGAGAUUGUACAGUUUAUACAAAAGGUUUGUACAGAAAAUAAAUAAAAAGUGACAUGAUG
Micropterus dolomieu (smallmouth bass) is the source of this 3108-nucleotide messenger RNA. It is a transcript of the gene rbm5, whose product is annotated as RNA binding motif protein 5. Gene Ontology annotation, cellular component: nucleus. The record is from RefSeq and is a predicted model, not a curated record. The transcript is spliced from 25 exons. Gene Ontology annotation, molecular function: RNA binding. The coding region runs from base 177 to 2735 and encodes 852 amino acids. NCBI's taxonomy places the organism in Eukaryota, Metazoa, Chordata, Actinopteri, Centrarchiformes, Centrarchidae. Gene Ontology annotation, biological process: mRNA splicing, via spliceosome.